UGCCUUCAGAUCAACUCGUUGGGGAACGAAUGUUCUGGUUUUAUUCGAGCUAUAUCUCCCUCUACCGCUGGCUUUGCCUCGAAGCCGGUGGAAGGUUCAAAGCAAGAAACUAAGCCUUCUUAACCUUCUCCAUCUGCAGGUCUAAAGAACCCCGAGAGGCAGAUACCUGUAAUCAAGUCCUUCUGUUGCC
This is a messenger RNA of Rubroshorea leprosula, 190 nucleotides long. The record is from the annotation of a GenBank genome assembly. NCBI's taxonomy places the organism in Eukaryota, Viridiplantae, Streptophyta, Magnoliopsida, Malvales, Dipterocarpaceae.